AUGUUGCUCAUUGACCUCGAUGUAGGGGUGGCCAGAAUUCGUGGAGAUAGAGAUGUUCAGAUGGACAGAUUCGAUAUCAAAAAUCAUUAUUUCGAUGAAAAAGAGGAUCCGGAAUUUAAAUCAAGCAAUUAUGAAAAAGCUUUUGUCAAUGCUUUCAAACGUGAGGACCAAGCCUUAAGGUCUACAUUUGGAGCCCUUCGACGCGGUGGAACUACGGCGACGGCCGCUUUGUUUUUCAGCAACUCCAACAUUUGUUACAUCGCCAAUGUUGGUGAUAGCACGGCAGUUCUCGGUAGCAUACCAGGUGGUUACAAGGAACCAGCAGCCACUACAGUAAGCUAUGAUGAUAAAGUCGAUAAUGCCACAGAAUUUAACAGGCAAUUUUGUUUCCUUCGCAUCAAAUGGGUAAUUGAUCGAUUCGUUAGGCCUCUUGGGGACUUUGAUUUUAAAGCUCCGUUUACUCCAUCCGGAAAGGAUUGGAUUUCACCAAUUCCGCAUACGCAAAAAAUCGAUUUGGUUCCGCAUGAAGAUGAAUUUUUGAUUAUAGCCUCAGAUGGUAAGCAGGAACAGUUUACGGUUCAAGUUGCCGGUUUUACAAAUGAGGCAACUCUUGUCAAUUGCCUAGGUUUGUGGAAUGUUUUUAACGAGCAUAAUGUUGUUGACGAAAUUACCAUAUUCCUUGAUCGAGGGUACAGCGUACAACAAAUUGCUUCGGUGCUUGCGAACACCGCGGCUAAAAGAGGUCAAUCGAAAAGCGACAAUGUCACUGUUAUGUUGAUCUAUUUUAUUUGGGAUAAACGGUUGCCACAAGACAGGCUUAUGUGA
Acaulospora colombiana is the source of this 825-nucleotide messenger RNA. Lineage: Eukaryota; Fungi; Glomeromycota; Glomeromycetes; Diversisporales; Acaulosporaceae. The record is from the annotation of a GenBank genome assembly.